AUGACCCGUGAUGGGGUUGAAAGGUUUAUGGACAAUAUUUCGACCCAGUUGUUGCUCGAGAAGGAGUGCAACUGGGGCGAAAUGCUGGGGGCCGCUCCCCGUGCUCUCUGUUCCUUAGGACAAUGUUUUGUUGCUGCGACCUCUUCUCCUGAUCUUGCCAUCCUCAAACUGCCAAAUAAUGGCGACCUCAAGAAGGUUGGCAUUUGUGGAAGCACAAAAGAAUAUGAACAAGGUGGCAAGGAUCAGCGAGGGAAUUUGCGCACCGGGAGGGACUGUAAGCGUUCAGACGAAUAG
Molecule: messenger RNA, 294 nt
Organism: Uncinocarpus reesii 1704
Lineage: Eukaryota; Fungi; Ascomycota; Eurotiomycetes; Onygenales; Onygenaceae
Exons: 2
Coding region: 1-294 (97 amino acids)
Source: RefSeq, a predicted model, not a curated record